CAACUUUUCGCAUCGUUUGUUUACAAUAUAAUAUUUCUUUGUUUUUUGGAAAAUAAAAUCGGAAUAUUGAAUUAAAAUAUUUUAACAUUUACAUCUAACCAACAGCCGUAUCACUUCAAAAUGGUAGGCUACCUAAUGCUUUUAAAGAUGUUGCAUUGCAAUCACAAUUUACAUCGGAAAAGAAGGAACUCUAACGAUGUAACCUUUACCACCAACAAAUCGUUCCCCAAAACCGACCCUCCAAAGGCUCCAAGAAUCAAGAAAGAACGAUACGACCCUGAAGAACAGGGUAUGUGCAGAGUUUGUUUGAAAGAAGGUAAUAUACCGAUAUACGGUAAUGAAACCUAUGAAGAUGUAUCGGAAGCAUUGUGUACUUUCGGCGAUAUUACAGUAAGCUCUGAUGACGAUUAUACCAAAUUUCUAUGUCAGUCCUGCUACGAAUUUCUGAAGGGAGCUAUAGAAUUCAGAAAGAAGGCCAAGCAAUCUGAUGAGACUUUACGGUGGCAGCUAAGUGAAAACUUUUUAGAAAAUGAUACUUCAGAUAAUAUUCACGACGUGGAAUCGAGUGAAAAUGAAGAAACUAGCAAGGAAGAAGAUAAUUACUUCUGCAGAAAAUGUGUGAGAGGCUUUAAGACUUUCAAAGAGUACAGCGAACACAGAUUAAGUGCUGAACAUGAAAAUGUUAGACACAAAUGUCCGAUUUGCAAUAAAUUGUACACAGCGGUGUAUAUUAAGAAACACAUGUUGUUACAUAAACUAGAGAGGCAAUUUAUGUGUGAUAUAUGUGGUAAAAAUUUCCCAUUACAAGCUCCAUUUAAGAGGCAUAGAGUAACACAUUUCUAUAGCCUUCCUUUUCAAUGUACGUUGUGCCCAUACAGAGGAAGAUUUAGGGAAUCGUUGAAAAUGCAUAUGAGAACUCAUACUGGGGAGAAACCUUACCAAUGCUCCCAAUGUCCUUCGCGAUUUGUUAAUGCAAGUAAUCUUAAUAAACACAUGUUGACUCACACUCGCAAUCAUGAUUUUAAAUGUGAUAUGUGUGGUCGAGGGUUUUAUACCAAGCGAGAUUUAGGCUCACACUUCAAAGUUGAUCAUUCUGGUAUUAAAGAGCAUGUAUGUGAGAUGUGUGGCAAAGCUUUUGGCCACAGGAAACAAAUGAUGAAGCAUCAGUUGAUUGUUCAUAAGAGAGAGAAGUUAAGGAGUGGACGUACACCUUUGUAUUUGCAAGUUGAAAGUCAAAAUAAAGUUUGUAGUGAUUAGUUUUAAUUUUAUUGUAUGCUUGAUGUAUGAAUGAUAAUAAAUUAUCUCAAUUUU
Messenger RNA from Maniola jurtina (meadow brown), 1311 nucleotides. RefSeq names its product gastrula zinc finger protein XlCGF17.1-like. Gene Ontology annotation, molecular function: RNA polymerase II cis-regulatory region sequence-specific DNA binding; DNA-binding transcription factor activity; zinc ion binding. The transcript has a single exon. The coding region runs from base 121 to 1257 and encodes 378 amino acids. Gene Ontology annotation, biological process: regulation of transcription by RNA polymerase II. Lineage: Eukaryota; Metazoa; Arthropoda; Insecta; Lepidoptera; Nymphalidae. The record is from RefSeq and is a predicted model, not a curated record. Gene Ontology annotation, cellular component: nucleus.